AUGUCGGAUUCAGAGCUCUGCAGAAAGUGCGACCGGUGCUUGGCGGAUAUGGUCGUGAAAAUAGGAAGAAUGUGGCCAUUAGCCUUUGGUUCUGGCAAGGGAUUGGCAAUGGCCUACUCCAACUGUCAACAUGAUUUCCAGGCUCCAUAUCUUCUUCAUGUAAAAUACGUCAAAGAGCAGUGA
This is a messenger RNA of Elephantulus edwardii (Cape elephant shrew), 183 nucleotides long. RefSeq names its product mitochondrial inner membrane organizing system protein 1-like. Gene Ontology annotation, cellular component: mitochondrion; MICOS complex; mitochondrial inner membrane. The record is from RefSeq and is a predicted model, not a curated record. Bases 1 to 183 code for a protein of 60 amino acids. NCBI's taxonomy places the organism in Eukaryota, Metazoa, Chordata, Mammalia, Macroscelidea, Macroscelididae. The transcript has 2 exons.